Molecule: messenger RNA, 1489 nt
Organism: Alnus glutinosa
Lineage: Eukaryota; Viridiplantae; Streptophyta; Magnoliopsida; Fagales; Betulaceae
Product: NADH dehydrogenase [ubiquinone] 1 alpha subcomplex subunit 9, mitochondrial
Exons: 12
Coding region: 63-1265 (400 amino acids)
Cellular component (GO): mitochondrion
Molecular function (GO): protein-containing complex binding
Source: RefSeq, a predicted model, not a curated record
CAUACUCUCUCUCUCUCUCUCUCUCUCUGUGUGGCUUUGAAGCUGAGCGAGCAAAGCAAGCGAUGCAGGCCAUAGCGAGGCGCGUGGGGCAGCAAUCCCUCAAGCCCGCCUCGCCUUCAAUCUCGUCCCUCAAGUCCAUCUACCCACUCUCCGAUCACUGUUAUGGAGCUGAUCAUCCACGGUACGGAUCUACUCUGGCCACCAAGGGUGUGGGCCACCUCGUUCGCAAGGGCACAGGUGGAAGAUCGUCUGUUAGUGGUAUUAUUGCUACAGUCUUUGGAGCUACAGGGUUCCUCGGUCGUUAUCUUGUGCAACAACUUGCCAAAAUGGGAACCCAAGUGUUGGUCCCUUUCCGAGGUUCUGAGGAUUCCCAUCGUCAUCUCAAGUUGAUGGGGGAUUUGGGACAGAUUGUACCGAUGAAGUACAAUCCAAGAGAUGAAGACUCGAUUAAGGCUGUAAUGGCGAAGGCUAAUGUUGUUAUCAAUCUAAUUGGAAGAGAGUAUGAGACAAGAAACUUCGGCUUUGAGGAAGUGAACCAUUCAAUGGCUGAACAACUUGCAAUGAUUUCCAAAGAACAUGGUGGUAUCAUGAGAUUCAUUCAAGUUUCUUGCUUAGGGGCAUCUCCAUCAUCUCCAUCCAAAUUCCUAAGAGCUAAAGCUGCAGCAGAGGAAAGUGUUUUGAGAGAAUUACCUGAGGCCACAAUUAUGAGACCUGCUGCAAUGGUUGGUACGGAGGAUAGGCUUUUGAAUCAGUGGGCACGCUUUGCAAAAAAAUAUGGCUUUCUUACACUCAUUGGGGAUGGAUCUACAAAAAUCCAACCGGUAUAUGUUGUUGAUGUUGCUGGUGCAAUUGUUUCGGCCUUGAAAGAUGAUGGCACCAGCAUGGGAAAAGUUUAUGAACUUGGUGGACCAGAGGUCUUUAGAGUGCAUGAAUUGGCGGAGAUUAUGUUUGACACGAUUCGGGAAUGGCCUCGCUAUGUCAAAGUUCCUUUCCCUGUUGCAAAGGCUUUCGCAAUGCCGAGAGAAAUAUUACUUAAAAAAGUUCCAUUUCCAUUACCCAAUCCGGAGAUUUUCAACCUGGAUCAGAUCCUUGCGGCAACUACAGAUACAGUCGUUUCAGAGAAUGCUUUGACUUUCAAUGAUCUUGAGAUUGUGCCUCAUAAGCUGAAAGGAUACCCUAUUGAGUUUCUUAUCCAAUACCGUAAGGGUGGUCCCCAAUUUGGUUCUACAGUCAGUGAAAAAGUCUCUCCUGAUGCUUGGCCAUGAGGUUCUGUGGAUCUUUUUCUUUCUUUUUUUUCCUUCUUUCUUUUCCAAAUGUUGAGUUUACCCAGUUCAAGACAUUGAAACAGGCCUGCAAUGCCUCCAUUUCUUUUAGCAAAUUGAAAUAGCAUUUUGAGUGCAUGAAUUCAUGAUGUAGAAUUCACAACGAGGUUCGAUAAACUAUGAUUAACUGUGACUUGACUAAUAAGAGUUGUGAUACUUCAUCUCUA